AGCAGAGCGCACAGAGCGAUGGGGCAAGCGCGUGCACGCUUAGAGUAAACUGGGGCGGCCUUGUGAGAAAGGCUAAGGCAAAGCGGGCUGGGGGAGGGGGCGCCCGUGACCAACACAGACUAGUGCUGCGGUAAUCUGAGCCCGGCUGGAAGCUCACGCUUCAGGCCUGGAGUUCCGGGAUCCUGGCGGCGGCGGCGGGACCGGGAAGAGGAGAACCGGGCCGGAGGCGGGCGCUUCCCCCUCCCCUUCCCUCGGAGGGGCAGCCGGAAUGGAGAGGCUUUUGGUAAGACUGUGCGGCUCCAGCCGGGACGAGCCCUUCCCGCUCUGGGAAGCGGGCGCGGUGGGACACUGCUUUACCCAGCUGGGGCUCAGCUCCCUGGCUCACGUCCUCCUUGCCCUAACCAGCGCCUGCUACCUGGGCGCGCCGAGGUAUCCAGGUUCCCUUCCAUCUCGUAGCCCAGGUUGGCGCCUUCGACUUGUUGUCUCCUUCCUGUUGUCAAUCCUUCCAUUAUUGGAUCUGUUCCCAGCUGCUAUCCCUUCAAAUGCAGUCCCUGGUCCCUUGGCAUUAGAGGUGUUGGCAGGAGGUGUCACAGCGAUUGCCUGGAUCACUCACUGCUUGGCACUCCGGGCAUUGGCUCAGUCCCACCGAAGACUUUCUCGUGGGCCUCUGAUUUUGGCUCUGACGGCCCUCAUGCCUGCCCCGGGCAUGGUGCUGACCCUGCUGUGGCACUGUCAGCACGGGACCCUCCUGACCCCACUCCAGCUAGCACCUCUCUUCCGAUUCUGCUUUGUAAUAUUGCAGCUGACCAUGCUUCUGGCCUAUUUCCUGGGGUGGGCAGUGCCUGGGGGCCAGACGCACCUAAGGUCUUGGGCCUCUGAUGACCUCCUGCCUGAGCCACAGAGGCCAGAGGUGGCCGAGGAUGGGGAAAGCUGGCUCUCACGCUUCUUCUAUCUGUGGCUGGCCCCCUUGCUGGCCCGGGGGGCCCGGGGACAACUCCGCCAACCUCAGGACACUUGUUUGCUGCCCUACAGGCUGCAGACAGCCUGUCUCGCCCGACUCUUCAGGGCACAUUGGAGGGAGCGGGCCAAGCUGUGGCUAGUCCUGUAUGGAGCUUUUGGGCAACGCUACCUCGCAUUGGGACUCCUGAAGUUGGCAGGGACCCUUCUGGGCUUCUCUGGUCCUCUGCUCCUUUCACUACUGGUUGGUUUCCUGGAGAAUGAACGGGAGCCACUGAGUCAAGGAAUACUCUACACAGUGGGACUUGCAGGCGGGGCAGUUCUGGGUGCUUUGCUGCAGAACCAGUAUGGGUAUGAAUUGAAGAAGGUAUCAUUGCAAAUUCGAGGAGCUGUGCUGGGAGCCAUAUAUCAUAAGACCCUCCAUCUAGGGCCAGAUCGCCCCUCUGUGGGCGAGGCACUGAACCUUCUGGGCACUGAUUCUGAGCGGCUGCUUAACUUUGCUAAUAGUUUCCAUGAGGCCUGGGGCCUGCCCUUACAGUUGUCCAUCACCCUUUACCUGCUCUACCAGCAGGUAGGCCUGGCCUUUCUAGGGGGGCUGGGCCUGGCACUGCUUCUGGUGCCUCUUAACAAAGUGAUUGCUACCCGCAUCAUGGUCAAGAACAAGUCUAUGCUCCAGCACAAGGAUGCUCGAGUCAAGCUCAUGACAGAAUUGCUUCGCGGCAUUCGGGUCAUCAAGUUCUGUGGCUGGGAGCAAACUCUUGGCUCUCGAGUGCAGAAACACCGUGCCAAGGAACUUCAGCAGCUCCGCGUCAUCAAGUACUUGGAUGCAGCUUGUGUGUACCUGUGGGCUGCACUACCUGUUGUGAUCUCCAUUGUCAUCUUUAUCACCUAUGUCCUCAUGGGCCAUCAGCUCACUGCUACCAAGGUAUUCACAGCAUUGGCACUGGUUGGUAUGCUCAUCUUCCCCCUCAACAAUUUCCCCUGGGUGAUCAACGGGCUUCUGGAGGCCAAGGUGUCUCUGGAGCGCCUACAGCACUUCCUCGACCUCCCAGACCAUAAUCCUCAGGCCUACUACAGUCCAGAUCCCCCCACAGAACCAGGAAUAGUAUUGGAGCUCCAAGAAGCCAUAUUCUCCUGGGACCCCACUGGAACAGGUCUGGAGACUUUCAUCACUCACCUUAAAGUGAAGAAGGGUUCGUUGGUCGGCAUUGUGGGGAAGGUGGGCUGUGGAAAGAGCUCUCUACUGGCCGCUAUCUCUGGGGAGCUCCACAGGUUGAGUGGUCAGAUUGCUGUGGCUGGGCUGCUUGAAGGCUUCGGUCUGGCCACCCAGGAACCUUGGAUCCAGUUUGCCACCAUUCGGGACAACAUCCUCUUUGGGAAAGCAUUUGACGCUCAUCUCUAUUGGAAGGUGUUGGAGGCUUGUGCUCUCCAUGAUGACCUUGCUAUUCUGCCUGAUGGAGACCUGACAGAAGUGGGAGAGAAAGGUGUAACCCUCAGUGGUGGACAGAGGGCCCGUAUUGCCCUUGCUCGAGCUGUCUACCAGGAGAACAAGUUGUACCUCCUGGAUGAUCCCCUUGCUGCUGUGGAUGCUGAUGUGGCCAACCACUUGCUGCAUAAGUGUAUUCUGGGCAUCCUAGGAGACACCACCCGGCUGCUCUGUACCCAUCGGGUAGAAUAUCUGGAGAAGGCUGACGUGGUGCUGCUGCUGAAGAGUGGGCGCAUCAUCCAAGCAGGACCACCCUCUGAGAUUCUGCCACUGGUACAAGCUACCCCCAAUGCCCAGUCUGAGGAUGAACAGAAGACUGAGUCAGCAGUAGCCUCAGAGGCAUGGAAGCCAGAGAAAGAGAGUGAGGAACCCAAGGAUCUGGGCCCAAAUGCCAGCCGCCUGCUCCAGGAGGAAGGAAAGAAGGAAGGGGCUGUGGCUUUCCAGGUGUACCAGGCUUACUGGAAAGCUAUAGGUGGGGGUCUCUCCCUGGCUAUCAUCUUCUUCUUACUCCUCAUGCAAGGGACCCGGAAUGCUGCCGACUGGUGGCUCUCUCACUGGAUCUCCCAGCUGAAGAGAGCUGAGAAUGGCUCCCAAGAGCUGUGGCACCUCACCAGCCAAGCGCCCUCAGUGCUCUCCCCGCAGCUACUUCUCUUCUCCCCUGGAGGCCUCUUUGUCCCCGUGGCCCCGUGGCCCAAAGCCACCCCAAAUAACUCCCUGAAUGUGCAGUAUUACUUGACCGUAUAUGGGGCCAUUGCCGGUGCCAAUUCAAUCUGUACCCUCCUGCGGGCAAUACUCUUUGCCGCUGGCAUCCUGCAGGCAGCAUCCACCCUACAUCAACGUCUGCUGAACCGUGUCCUCAGGGCACCUGUGACGUUCUUUGAUUGCACCCCGACGGGCCGCAUCCUGAACCGCUUCUCCUCGGACGUGGCCUGUGCCGACGACAGCCUGCCCUUCGUUCUCAACAUCGUGCUGGCCCAGGCAGCGGGCCUGCUGGGGUUGCUGGUCAUCCUGGGCUCUGGGCUGCCCUGGCUGUUGCUGCUGCUGCCACCCCUGGGCGCCCUCUACUACUCGGUGCAGCGCCACUACCGUGCUUCCUCCAGGGAGCUGCGCCGCCUGGGCAGCCUCACCCUCUCCCCACUCUACACCCACCUGUCCGAGAGCCUGGCUGGCCUCAGCGUCAUCCGGGCCGCGCGGGCUGCCUGCAGGUUUGAAGAAGAGAAUGAAAAACUACUGGAGCUCAACCAGCGCUGCCAGUUUGCUGCCCACGCCUGCCUACAGUGGCUGGACAUACGGCUGCAGCUCAUGGGUGCCACUGUGGUCAGCGCCAUUGCCGUCAUUGCCCUCAUCCAGCAUUACCAACGCCUCGCUGACCCAGGACUGGUAGGCCUGUCGCUGUCCUAUGCCUUGUCACUGACUGGCCUUCUCUCAGGCCUGGUGAACAGCUUCACGCAAACAGAAGCCAUGAUGGUGAGUGUGGAGCGGCUGGAAGAAUAUUCAUGUGACCUGCCCAGUGAGCCCCAAGGCCAGAAGAUACAGGUAGAAGUGAACUGGCUGUCACAAGGACAUGUGGAGUUCCGGGAUGUGGUGUUGGCUUACCGACCUGGGUUGCCCAAUGCCUUGGAUGGGGUCACUUUCAGCAUACUGCCUGGUGAGAAGAUAGGCGUUGUGGGCCGGACGGGUUCUGGAAAGUCUUCCCUGCUGUUGGUGUUGUUUCGGUUGGUGGAGCCCAGUGCUGGGUGUAUACUCCUGGACGGCGUCGACACCAGCUUGCUGGGCUUGUCAGCUCUCAGGUCCCAACUGGCCAUCAUUCCCCAGGACCCCUUUUUGUUCAGUGGUACGGUCCGAGAAAACCUGGACCCUCUGGGUCGCCAUGAGGAUGAGGCACUGUGGCAGGCCUUGGAAGAGUGCCACCUAAGCGAGGUGAUCGCUCCCCUGGGCGGUCUGGAUGGUGAGCUGAGUGAGGGGGGACGGAGCUUGUCCCUGGGGCAGAGGCAGCUACUGUGUUUGGCCAGAGCUCUCCUUACAGAUGCCAAGAUCCUGUGCAUUGAUGAGGCCACAGCUAGUGUGGACCAGAAGACAGACCAGCUGCUCCAACAGACAAUCUGCAAUCGUUUUGCUAACAAGACUGUUCUGACCAUUGCACACAGGCUCAACACGAUCCUGAAUUCAGACCGGGUGCUGGUGUUGCAGGCGGGAAGGGUGGCCGAGCUGGACACCCCUGCCGCCCUGAGGAGUCAGCCCUACUCCUUGUUCCAGCAGCUGCUGCAGAGCAGUCAGUGAUGGCCCUGCCUCCUCUGAGCCUCGGCGUUGUGGUUCCCUCUUCCUCACUUGUCCUCGACUCUCUCUCCAUGUGGGAGGGUUUAGGGCUUUUACUCUCAGGUGAUGAACAGAUGUUUAUUCUCCAUUUCCUCUGUUGGGUCAUCUGGGCCUGGGGUCCCCAGGCCCUCCUUCACCAAGCAUCCCUGCCUGGGCACCUCAGGAUGCUCUCUUUGAUACCAAUCCUCCUUUGUGAGCUGCUGGUACUGGAGGAGAGCUCUGACUGGGCCAGGACUAGAACCUUGGACAUGGGGCUCCAGGCUGGCCCCACUUGGGGCCAGGAGCCGUGGGAGCACAAGCUAUCACUCACUGUCAUUUUUGGUAAUUUUAUUUGAUAAAACUUCUCUUGAACAA
Messenger RNA from Sarcophilus harrisii (Tasmanian devil), 5113 nucleotides. It is a transcript of the gene ABCC10, whose product is annotated as ATP binding cassette subfamily C member 10. Gene Ontology annotation, molecular function: ATP binding; ABC-type transporter activity; ATP hydrolysis activity. NCBI's taxonomy places the organism in Eukaryota, Metazoa, Chordata, Mammalia, Dasyuromorphia, Dasyuridae. The record is from RefSeq and is a predicted model, not a curated record. Gene Ontology annotation, biological process: transmembrane transport. The transcript has 22 exons. Gene Ontology annotation, cellular component: membrane. The coding region runs from base 269 to 4723 and encodes 1484 amino acids.